This is a messenger RNA of Monoraphidium neglectum, 819 nucleotides long. RefSeq lists its product as hypothetical. Lineage: Eukaryota; Viridiplantae; Chlorophyta; Chlorophyceae; Sphaeropleales; Selenastraceae. The transcript has a single exon. Bases 1 to 819 code for a protein of 272 amino acids. Gene Ontology annotation, molecular function: transaminase activity. The record is from RefSeq and is a predicted model, not a curated record.
AUGACGUCACACCCCAGCUUCGCCAAGGUGGCCGGCCUGGCCAUCUCCGCCUCGACCCUCGGCCCCGCCAGCCUCAGCCACGUCUACAUGGCGCGCCUGCUGGAGCAGUGGGGCGACGCGGGGCUGGACGCGUUCGUGUCGUCGCUGCAGCGCAAGUACGCGCGCCAGGCGGCGCUCGCGGACGCGGCGGCGCGGCGCCACCUGGCGGGCCUCGCAACGUGGGCGGCGCCGGCGGGCGGCAUGUUCAUGUGGUUCAAGCUGGUGGGGCUGGAGGAUUCAAUGGAGCUUCUUGAGGCCGGGGCGGACGCCAAGGUGGCGGUCGUGCCGGGCAGCGUGUCGUCGGUCGUGGGCGCCAUGGCCGCCGCGGCCGCGGAGCGCAGCAGCGGCGGCGGCGGCACCAACGGGCACGCCGCCAACGGGCACGCCGCCAACGGGCACGCCGCCAACGGCCACGCCGUCAAUGGUCACGCCGCCAACGGCCACGCCGCCAAUGGCCACGCCGCCAAUGGCCAUGCCGCCAACGGCCACCCCGCAAACGGUUACCCCGCCAACGGCCACGUGACCAUCACAAACGGCGCGGGCGCAAACGGCCACCACGCCAACGGCGGGGACGCUGCUGCCCCCAUCGGCCGCGCGCCGGGGGAGCCCGCGUGCCCGUUCUUUCGCGUGAGCUUUGUCAGCGUGAGCGAGGAGGACCUGGAGGAGGGCUUUGCCCGCCUAGCGGGCGCCAUCCACGUCCUGAGGGCCAGGCACGCCCCCAAGUGCGCGGCGCCCGCCGCGGCGCCCGCCGUAGAGGCGCUCGUCGCGAGCGGGGUUUAG